Mus caroli (Ryukyu mouse) is the source of this 1213-nucleotide messenger RNA. It is a transcript of the gene Mrpl58, whose product is annotated as mitochondrial ribosomal protein L58. Gene Ontology annotation, cellular component: mitochondrial large ribosomal subunit. NCBI's taxonomy places the organism in Eukaryota, Metazoa, Chordata, Mammalia, Rodentia, Muridae. Gene Ontology annotation, molecular function: peptidyl-tRNA hydrolase activity; translation release factor activity, codon nonspecific. Gene Ontology annotation, biological process: mitochondrial translational termination. The record is from RefSeq and is a predicted model, not a curated record.
GGCUGCAGAGAAAAGCUAUCAGAUCUUCUUCAAGGCGCCUGUGUGCAGCACCUCUGAGUGGUGGCUGGCUUUUGUGUGCGUUCACUUGCUGGCUCUGUGGCAAGUGGUUCCAGUCUGUUUAGUCCCCCAGGAACGACAUGAGACAAAUACAAAAGCUCUCAUUAACCGAACACCAUUCUGAAGCUUGGAGGGUGGUCUCUAUCUGCGGGUCAACCUCUACCAGAUGUCAGCUGGGUGCGCACCACUUCCCACCAUCACGGCCAAGGUGGCCAGCCCGGAGCCCGAGAAACCCGGCGGAACUCAAGUGCCAGCUCAGCCAAGGCUGGCGGACCGCGGGAAGAGUGCGCACCGGAAGCGGUCCUGGGAGGUGAACAUGGCGACCGCCUGGGGCCUACGCUGGGGCCUGAGCCGAACUGGAACGUUGUUGCUCGCGCCGCCCGCGCACUGUGCUCGCCGGGCUCUGCACAAACAGGUAGACGGCACCACGUUCCAGAGCAUCUACAGCCUGGACAAGCUGUAUCCCGAGUCCAAGGGCGCGGAUACCGCCUGGAAGGUCCCGGAGCAUGCAAAACAAGCCAGCAGUUACAUCCCUCUAGAUCGGUUAAGCAUAUCUUACUGUCGGAGCAGCGGUCCUGGGGGGCAGAACGUGAACAAAGUGAAUUCCAAGGCUGAAGUAAGGUUUCACUUGGCCAGUGCAGACUGGAUUGAGGAGCCUGUGCGCCAGAAGAUUGCCCUCACGCAUAAAAAUAAGAUCAACAAGGCAGGAGAGCUGGUACUUACCUCUGAGAGCAGCCGGCAUCAGUUCCGCAAUCUGGCAGAAUGCCUGCAGAAAAUUCGAGACAUGAUUGCCAAGGCCAGCCAGGUACCCAAAGAGCCAUCCACAGAAGAUGCUCGGCUUCAGAGACUCAGGAUUGAAAAGAUGAAUCGGGAAAGGCUACGACAGAAAAGACUAAACUCUGCCCUAAAGACCAGCAGGAGAAUGACGAUGGACUGAAGUCGGCCCUCCCUGCUGGCAUAGACCCGCGUGCCAGUGCAGCUCAGCAGAACGCUGACACACACAGGAGACUUUUCUCCAUUAACCGCCGUGCCCGAGCAGCGUUCCUUUGGAGCGAGGCUGCAGAUCAUCCAGGGCUGCCCCUUCCGUUAUCCACCUCAUGAAUCACUGGCUGCAAUAAACAUGGAAGCACAGGAGCCUGUUUCCAGUGAGAGCUUU